AUGGAUACCAAGAUGCGCCGUGAAGAUUCUGCUUUCGAGCUAGAAGGAUCAGAAAACGGUCAAGACGCGUCUUCGAGAGCCCAAAACCAAGAUAACAUUCAAUUGACUCGCACAGGCAAGCGGCCAGUAUUGAAGAGAAACUUCGGCUGGGUUUCUAUCCUGGGCUUUAGUUGUAUUAUUCUUGGCACCUGGGAAGGAUCAUUCGUGACCUUUGGAAUUGGGCUUACCAAUGGCGGACCUGCUGGCUUGAUUUAUGGCUUCUUGGUCGUAUGGGCAGGCACAUUAGCAACAUUUACCAGCCUAGCAGAACUUGUCUCCAUGUAA
Venustampulla echinocandica is the source of this 324-nucleotide messenger RNA. RefSeq lists its product as uncharacterized. The transcript has 4 exons. The record is from RefSeq and is a predicted model, not a curated record. Lineage: Eukaryota; Fungi; Ascomycota; Leotiomycetes; Helotiales; Pleuroascaceae. The coding region runs from base 1 to 324 and encodes 107 amino acids.